CUCAGAACUUUCUUCUCACUGUCACAUUCGCUCCAUAUUCUUCCCGCAGGAAAAACGAGGACAGAGAAGGUUACAAUGGCAGGUGUGGUGGUUAUGAACAUGUCCUUCAAGGUCGGCCAGACCCUAACCGUCACAGGAGUCCCCAACGCAGAUGCAAGCAACUUUGCCAUCAACAUUGGGAACAGCAAGGAUGAGCUGGCCCUGCACAUGAACCCACGCUUUGACGCCCACGGCGACAGCCGCGCUGUCGUCUGCAACUCCUUUCAUGGCGGCAACUGGUGUGAGGAGCACAGAGAGGGAGGCUUUCCCUUCAACCUGGGAGAGGAGUUCAAGAUCCUGAUGACCUUUACCAAAGAAGAAUUUGAGAUCACUCUUUCAGAUGGCUCCCAGAUCCACUUUCCAAACCGCCUGGGAGGAGAAAAGUAUAUAUACAUGCAUUUUGAGGGGGACGUCAGGAUUCAUGGCGUUGUGGUCAAGUAGAUCUAUCAGGAAGGGACCUAAAUUGUGCCUUUUGGCUAAUAACUGGUUCCACCGCUGCUCCGUAUGGUGCUUUCAUGUUCAGCUACUCAGUCUAAGUAUCCAUAUCUAAAAUACUGCAUUUAACAGAAAACAUACUGAAAACCCAACUCUCACAGCAGGCUUCAGCACUUCUUAAUGCAGGUUGGUUUUGUGAUACAUAACAUAAUGAAUGAUGGAGAUACCAGUCUGAACCAGCAGGGGAGCCAGAGACCAAAGUAUGACACCAGACCUCUGCAGUCUUUUGCCAUCACAUGAUGGUGAAAUGUGGAAUUUGCAAAAAAUCACCCUGUCUGUUCCAAGCUUUUUAUGCUAAAAUCAUUCCACAGUGUUGACCAAUUGAUUCAGUGCUUUCAGUGUUUUGUAACCAAUUGCAACUGCAUUAAAAGUUUUUCAAUCAA
Clupea harengus (Atlantic herring) is the source of this 917-nucleotide messenger RNA. It is a transcript of the gene lgals2a, whose product is annotated as galectin 2a. The record is from RefSeq and is a predicted model, not a curated record. Gene Ontology annotation, molecular function: galactoside binding; laminin binding; carbohydrate binding. NCBI's taxonomy places the organism in Eukaryota, Metazoa, Chordata, Actinopteri, Clupeiformes, Clupeidae.